CGGCCACUGCGCAGAAUGCGGCGCGGGCGGGAGAAGUGCCGGCGGCACAGCCCGCGCCCCGGCCCCGUCGGCUCCCGGGAAAUCCCGCAGGGCCAGAUGGGGCAGGGGACUGCCGGCUCCGCGGCCGAAAUGACCACCCUUCCAAGAUGGCGACUCCCGUAGAGACACUCCCGAGGGGACAGCCAUGUUAGUUGCCUGACAAAGUCACUAAAGAACAUUUGAAAGCCCGCCUCUCCACCUCCACGCACACGCGCUAACACAGCGCGAGGGCACCCUGUGGGGUGGCGGGCGGCCGGCCGCUCCCAAGCUGACACUGAGCAUGUGCACGGUGAAGUCCAGACACGGAAGAGUCCCUCAGAGUAUCCAGCACAGGGAGCUGCUCCCUUGGUGCCCCCAGGAAGCAUUUUGUGGGGUGAAUGGUGACUGACCACGUGCACACUGGCUCUCCAGGGUUUCUUGGAGUCUCUGUGGAGCCCCUGGGCCAGACCCCGAAGCAGAGUCUGUAGGACCUACCUCCUGGCCCCAGCAGCCCUGAUUGAGUCCCCGGCUGCCCGGCUGGCUUCGAGCUCCUGGGAAGAGCAAAGUCAUCAGCAAGAGAGCCCUUGAGCUGAGGCCCAGCGGGAACAUGCCAGCUAACCGGAGUUCUCCCCAGUGGUCCUCGGUCCUGGCUGCAGAGGGACGUGGCAGUUUGUGUGAGGUCUCCGUGUCAUUCGAGGAUGUGACUGUGGACUUCAGCAGGGAGGAGUGGCAGCACUUGGACCCUGCUCAGAGACGCCUGUACCGGGAUGUGACGCUGGAGAAUUACAGCCACUUGCGCUCAGUGGGGUACCAGGUUCCCAAACCAGAGGUCAUCUUCAAGUUGGAGCAAGGAGAGGGGCCAUGGACAUUGGAGGGGGAAACCCCACAUCAGGGCUGUUCAGACGAGGCUACUGGGGAAAUGCAACAACAGAGAAUUUCUGGGAAAGUUUCAUUCCACUGUGAGAAAUUUGGUCAGCCCAUAGGAAAAGAUCCAUUGUGUUCCAUUUUAGAAGAAUUGUGGCAAAAUAAUAGCCAGCUAGAGAGAUAUCAAGAAAGCCAAAAUAACCCUUUAAGUCAUGUGAAAGUACUGAUUAAGGAGAGGGGCUAUGAAUUUAAAAAUACUGAAAAAAUAAUUCACGUGAGUACCAAGCUUGUUCCUUCAAUUAAAAGACUCCAUAACUAUGACACCUUUGGAAAGAGUUUGAAGCAUACUUUAAACUUACACAAUCAUAAUAAAAGCAAUGCAACAAAGAAGCUUGGUAAGAUUUUUGGAAAUGAUACUAAUUUUGCCCAUAGCUCUUCCUCUACUGAGAAUGCGAAUACAGGAGCAAAUUCCUGUGAAGUUAAUCGAUGUGAAAAACAUCUUGGCAACAAACAAGUUCUCAUCCACCAUCAGAAUAUUCAGACUGGGGAGCAACUUUAUGUAUGUACUGAGUGUGUAAAGAGCUUCCCCCAGAAGUCACAUCUCUUUGAGCAUCAGAGAAUUCAUGCUGAGGAAAAAUCCCAUGAAUGCCAUAAAAGUGACAAAGCCCUCAUUCCGAAGCCACAGAUUAAUGGACCUCAAAGUGUUUGUGCAGGAGAUAAACCCUAUAUAUGUACUCAAUGUGGGAAGGCCUUUACUCUCAAGUCAAACCUCAUUACACAUCAGAAAAUUCAUACCGGGCAGAAACCGUAUAAAUGCAGUGAAUGUGGAAAAGCCUUUUUCCACAGAUCAUAUCUCUUUAGACAUAUGAGAAUUCAUACAGGAGAAAAACCAUAUGAAUGCAGUGAAUGUGGAAGAGGCUUCUCCCAGAAUUCAGACCUUACUAUACAUCAGAAAACUCAUACUGGAGAAAAACACUAUGCAUGCAGCGAAUGUGGGAAAGCCUUCACAAGAAAAUCAGCACUCAGAAUGCAUCAGAGAAUCCACACAGGAGAGAAACCCUAUGUAUGCACUGAAUGCGGGAAGGCCUUCAUCCAGAAAUCACAUUUCAAUACACAUCAGAGAAUCCAUACUGGCGAAAAGCCUUAUGAAUGCAGUGAGUGUGGAAAAUCAUUCACUAAGAAGUCACAACUCCAUGUACAUCAAAGAAUUCACACUGGAGAAAAACCCUAUAUAUGUACAGAAUGUGGAAAGGUCUUUACUCAUAGGACAAACCUCACUACACAUCAGAAAACUCAUACUGGAGAGAAACCCUAUAUGUGUGCUGAAUGUGGCAAGGCUUUCAGUGACCAGUCAAAUCUCAUUAAACACCAGAAAACUCACACUGGAGAGAAGCCCUAUAAGUGCAAUGGCUGUGGAAAAGCCUUCAUAUGGAAGUCACGCCUCAAAAUACAUCAGAAAUCUCAUAUUGGAGAGAGACACUAUGAAUGCAAUGAAUGUGGGAAAGCCUUUAUCCAGAAAUCGACACUAAGUGUGCAUCAGAGGAUCCACACAGGAGAGAAACCCUAUGUUUGUCCUGAAUGUGGGAAGGCCUUCAUCCAGAAGUCACACUUCAUUGCACAUCAUAGAAUUCAUACUGGAGAGAAGCCUUAUGAAUGCAGUGACUGUGGGAAAUGCUUUACUAAGAAGUCACAACUCCGUGUGCAUCAGAAGAUUCACACAGGAGAGAAACCCAAUAUAUGUGCUGAAUGUGGAAAGGCCUUCACUGACAGGUCAAAUCUUAUAACACACCAAAAAAUCCAUACUAGAGAGAAACCCUAUAAAUGCAGUGACUGUGGAAAAACCUUCACCUGGAAGUCUCGCCUCACUAUCCAUCAGAAAUCUCAUACUGGAGAAAGACACUACGAAUGCAGUAAAUGCGGGAAAGCCUUCAUCCAGAAAGCAACAUUAAGUAUGCAUCAGAUUAUUCAUACCGGAAAGAAACCCUAUGCUUGUACAGAAUGUCAGAAGGCCUUCACUGACAGAUCAAAUCUCAUUAAACACCAGAAAACACAUAGUGGAGAAAAAGUAUAAAGCCAUUGACUGAAAAAGCCUUCAGCUGGAACUCACAACUGGGGAUGCAUCAGAUGUCUCAUAGUGGGGAAGAGGAGUGCCGGAUGCUGCGACUGGGGUACAGGGGGAGGUGGGCAUGACAGCCCACAGCUUAGGUAAACAGAAGGCAGACAGAGCCAAGUAUCCUUCAGUCAAUUGGAAAUACAAGUACCUGCACCACCACAGUUGACAUGCAGUUAUAUGCAUAGGGAGACACUUUGAUAAGGCAUUUGAGCAAUAGUCCUGUUUGGUUGCAUGAUUCACACAGAGACCUUCAAGCUCUUACAAAUGGGUAGAGAGACAGACCCCAGGAGAUGGUAGAAAGACAGACCCCAGGAGAUGACUUGUAAUCUCUUAUGUUUCACUUUUUGGAUGAAGGACUUUAUAAAUUCAGCACUGAUUAGUUCUUCAUACCCUGGGAAUGUAGAAGUACUUAAUAUUGGCCACCUUUUUUUUUUUUUCAAAUUUCUAGGGUGGGGAGAAGGGUUUUCAUUGUCCAGACACCUGCAGAGCACCAAAGUCAAGGCAAAAACCUAUUUGGGAAGGCAGAUCUGUGAGUAGAAGCCAGAAGUUUUUGUGAUCGUGGACAUUUAAGGCACAGGAAAAAUUGCCACAGGGAAUUUUUCUUUCUCUUUCCUUCACCAGAGUAUAUUUUUAAAAAACGAAAUAGAAUUUUUAAACUCCAAGUCUCACUUUAGGUUUAAAAUGACUUUAUGCGUUGGCAAAUUAGGCAUAGCUCUAGCCGAUGUUAACAGGAAUAUAGUUAUUAAACCCUACAGACAUCUAAAGGUGGCAACUGUUCUCUCAUUACUUCCGUGCUGUGACAGCUGGUGAUUCACAUCCAAAAAAGGUAUGCAUACUUUCUAACCUGUACCCCAAAAGCUAUCAUUUAUGUAAGCUGCAGACCAUAGACUUCUCAUCCCCCUAAAACAAUGGAACUGAGCCACAACACACUGGACUUCCGGUCUCAUCUGCUGAAGCUUCUGCUUUCUUUGGGAUUCCUGUUUGAAAAGGAGUGGUUGAUAAAUUGAGUUUCAAUACAUAACAUUUUGAUUUUGUUUUUCUUUCAAUUUGCUAAGAUACAUUCAUUUUCUACACGCACAUUAAGAGUAGUAUUGUGUCAAUUGCUAUGGGAUAAAGUCAUGUUGCACUGUAUUUGCUUAGUCUAAGAUAGGAUUAUAGUUGAAUAACUGGAAGACUUCUCUAGAAAGAGCACUGCUUUUUUUUUUUAAAGCACUGAUAUAUAGACAGUUUCUCAUCUUCCCUUUAAUGUUUUUUAAGAUACUCAUAAGAAAAGGGGCUUUCUAGCAUGCAAUUUUACCUUAUUUUUAAACCUUUUUAUUAAUGUAUAAUGCAUCCAGAAAAUGCAGGUAUCAUAAGCAAACAGCUCAAUGAACUCUCAAACUGAACAUACUCAGAUCAAGAAACACAAUAUACCAAACACUCCAGAAGCAUUCCCUGUGCUCCCUUCCAGGCCUUGUCCCCUCAACCCCCAAGAUAAACACUAUCCUGACUUCUAACAGCAUAGAUUAGUUUUGUCUGUUUGGUAUUUUAUAUAAAUUGAGUCAAACAGUUAUAUUUCAUAUUUUAGAAUAUACUCUUUAGUGUCUAUCUUUCAUUCAUAUUGUAAAUGUGAGGUUCAUCCAUUUUGUUGAAUACAGUUGUAGAUAAUUCAUUCUCAUGGUCAUGUUAUAUUCCACCGUGUGAAUAUACUACAAUAUGUUUAUCCCACCGUUGAUGGACAUUUGGGUUGUCUGCAGCUUCAGGCUAUUAGGAAUAGCUAUAAAUAUUUUAGUACCUAUUUAUUAAUGAACAUAUUUAUGAAUUUCUGUUAGGCAUAUUUCUAGGAUUUGAACUGCCAAGUCAUACAGUAUCGAUAUGCUCAGCUUUAGUUUAUAAAACUAGUUUUCCAAAGUGGCUGUACCAAUAUACACUCCCACCAGCACAGUGUAUAGGUUCUAGUUGCUCCAGAUUCUUGCCAAUACUUGGUAUUUUCCAUCUUUUUUUACUUUAGCUCAUGUAUAUAUACCUAUAUAGGUAUAUCCAUAAUGGUUAGUAUAUAGUGAUAUCUCGGUGUGAUUUUAAUUUUUAUUUCUUGUCUUCCAAUUCUACCAUAGUAGCUCCCCAAGACAGUUAACUGAUAUCUGAGAUCUGAGACCCAGGCAUGGUCCUCACAUGCCUGCACCAUUUAUAUUUCACCAACAAUAGUAAGCAAAUAGUAACUUUAAAUCUUCCCCCACAAAAAAGCCUAAAGCCAGAUGGUUUAACUGGUUAAUUGCAUUAAACAUUUAUAGGAGAAAUAAUAUUGAAACUCCAUACAAUCUUUCAAAAAAUAGAGGAAGAAGGAACACUCUCCAAGUCUGUGAAGCCAGUAUUACCCUGAUACUUAAGCCAUACCAACACAUAACAACAACAAAAAACUACAAACCAGUAUUCCUCAUGAAUAUAGAGGUAAAAAUCCUCAACAAAAUAUUAGCAAAUCGAACCUAACAACAUAUAAAAGAAUUAUACAUCAUGACCAAGUGAGAUUUAUUCCAUGAUGCAAGGCUGCUUCAACAUUCAAAAAUCAGUCAAUGUAAUCAUAUUAAUAAGUUGAAGAAGAAAAGUCACAUGAUCUACAGAUUCAAUACAAUUUUAUCAAACUUCCAGCAGGCUUUCUUCCCCCCAAACUGAUAAACUGACCUUCAAAAUAUAGAGAGAGGUGGAAAGGAUCAAGAAUAGCAAAAAGGGGGCACCUGGGUGGCUCAGUCAGUUGAGCAUCUGCCUUUGGCUCAG
Messenger RNA from Callorhinus ursinus (northern fur seal), 5746 nucleotides. It is a transcript of the gene ZNF41, whose product is annotated as zinc finger protein 41. Gene Ontology annotation, cellular component: nucleoplasm. Gene Ontology annotation, biological process: regulation of immune system process; regulation of cytokine production; negative regulation of transcription by RNA polymerase II. The record is from RefSeq and is a predicted model, not a curated record. NCBI's taxonomy places the organism in Eukaryota, Metazoa, Chordata, Mammalia, Carnivora, Otariidae. Gene Ontology annotation, molecular function: DNA-binding transcription repressor activity, RNA polymerase II-specific; RNA polymerase II cis-regulatory region sequence-specific DNA binding.